Molecule: messenger RNA, 1408 nt
Organism: Gracilinanus agilis (Agile Gracile Mouse Opossum)
Lineage: Eukaryota; Metazoa; Chordata; Mammalia; Didelphimorphia; Didelphidae
Gene: RHNO1
Product: RAD9-HUS1-RAD1 interacting nuclear orphan 1
Exons: 3
Coding region: 202-1005 (267 amino acids)
Biological process (GO): cellular response to ionizing radiation; recombinational repair; DNA damage checkpoint signaling
Cellular component (GO): nucleus; chromosome
Source: RefSeq, a predicted model, not a curated record
AGCGUCAGGUGUUCAUCCCCUCUGUCUGAGCCUCGCUUCUCGGGAUCCCCUUCCUCCAUGCUUGACUUUUUGUUCCAGGUGUUUUCUUCCCUGGAGAAAUUGCAAGUUCUCUGUGGAUGGGUGAAGAUCUUUGCCUGACUCCUCAACAUAUUACCCCAGGCAACAUGAGGCUACUCACUGUCAUUUCCUCCUUGACUGUUGAUGCCUCCCAGGAAGAAGGGCAAAGGCCAGCCCCGAAAAACACAAUUGGUAUUCCGAGAAGGGCCUCUGGACGGACCCAAGCAUCCCUAUGGAUCCCCACAGCCGGCAGCAGCCCUCCCGAGACAUGCUCCCAUCAAACGGAUCGACCACAAGACCAUCACUUCUUGGGUGUCUCCUCAGUUUAAGAAUACAGUGGAAGACUGGUUGCCAGCGUACCCAAAGCAGCAGCAGGUGCCUUACAAUCUUCGGAAUCUAGCAAAAGGUUCAAGUCGAAAAGUGACCAAGAAUAGAUUUCCACCUCUGUCCUUUGAGAGUUCAGAGUCUUCUCCCAGUGAAGCUGCUCUGGACAGUCUCUCAGUUACAAAGUGUCCUAUGCAGAAUCCAAAAGACACUGCUCAUAGGCCCUUGGUUCCUGUAUUCAGCCCUCAAAGCUGUGGGGAAUUGUCUCCUCAUGACCUUCAAACUCCAGGUUACAUGUUUAUCCCACCUGGUAUCCAGACCCCAGAACAGUCUCCCGUGAAGAACAGUGGGCAAAUUCCCACAGGCAGUAGGCAGCAUAUGAGAAGGAGUUGCCCCCUCCUAAUGCAUCCUCCAAAGAGCCCAAGCAGUAGGCAGCAAAUGAGAAGGAGUUGCCCCCUCCUAAUGCAUCCUCCAAAGAGCCCAGACCCUGGACCUGUUCUGGUUGCAGACACACCAGAGGAGAACUAUGGGCUGAAGGUAACUUGGAGACGAAGAUAUAAACUUCUUAUGUACCUCAGGGAGAGGGGAAAAUUGAGCAUGAGCCAGAUUCUUGUGAAGACUUGAGUGGAGCCUUGGAACAUUGGUCUCUCUUUACCAAUAACUUGGAUCCAGGAAGGUAGAAGCUUACAUUGCCUCAUGGGAUGGGUUUUGCAAUGCUGCUAAAUCCAAUUUCUGGCCUUUGAAGAGAUCAAAUCAACAGGUUUAAGUAUUAUUUAGGACCCUUGUGGUCCUUCCUAUUGAUUUAAUAGGGAACCAUCAAUCUGGGAAUCAUUAUGUGAACAAAAACAGAAAUUCCUUCACUUGUGUUUUGGUAUUACCAGUUAUUGGCAUAGCAAAUAUGGACCAUUCUUUUUAUAUUUUUCUUCCUGCUAUUUUUCCAGUUUAAAGAUCAUUCACUGCAGUUAGAGGAAAAAUAGUCUACAAUAUUUUCAACAGAUUGUAAAAUAUGCACUUAAGGGUAGGAAGA